AUGGGGCUGUGUUCAAGCAACUCCAUGAAGAAAGGGGAGCUAGAAGAAUAUCAGGUGCUGACGUUUCUCACCAAGAGAGAAAUCCUUCGCAUUCAUGAUGCAUUCUGUAGUGCGUGUCCCCAAGGGAAGGAUUACAGAGAAGAGAAACUCCCCGCAGAGCAGGUGUGCACUUGGCCACAGCUGAAGGUGAAUCCGUUCAGGGACAGGAUCUGCCAGGUCUUCUCCACGGAGGGCUCCUUCACCUUCGAGGACGUCCUCGGGAUGGCCUCCAUCUUCAGCCAAAUGGCCCAUCCCAGCCUCAAGAUAGAAUACGCAUUUCGGAUCUACGAUUUCAACAAUGACGGCUUCAUUGAUGAGGAAGACCUCCAGAAUGUCAUCCGUCGAUUGGUCAAUGGGAAUAAACUCAGUGAGGAGGAGAUUGCGUCCCUGGCCAACCAUAUUCUGGAGGAAGCUGACUUGGACAACGACGGGAUGCUGUCUCUGGCUGAGUUUGAGCAUGCCAUGACAAAGUCUCCAGACUUCUUACACUCUUUUAGGAUCUCCUUCUGAGGAAGGGCAGAGAGAUGGCAAGAUGCAACAUCCCAACGACUUGCAAGUACCAAGGCUCAAGAUCACGUUUCCAGCACUACCACCAGCACCAGCUUCUGCACCAGAUUGUUAAGGAAGGAUCCAAGUAGCAUAGCAGACUAUGUAUAA
This is a messenger RNA of Sceloporus undulatus (fence lizard), 696 nucleotides long. It is a transcript of the gene CIB4, whose product is annotated as calcium and integrin binding family member 4. The coding region runs from base 1 to 549 and encodes 182 amino acids. Gene Ontology annotation, molecular function: calcium ion binding. Lineage: Eukaryota; Metazoa; Chordata; Lepidosauria; Squamata; Phrynosomatidae. The record is from RefSeq and is a predicted model, not a curated record. The transcript has 7 exons.